This is a messenger RNA of Anarrhichthys ocellatus (wolf-eel), 2237 nucleotides long. RefSeq names its product leucine rich repeat containing 41 (gene lrrc41). The transcript is spliced from 9 exons. The record is from RefSeq and is a predicted model, not a curated record. The coding region runs from base 172 to 1938 and encodes 588 amino acids. Lineage: Eukaryota; Metazoa; Chordata; Actinopteri; Perciformes; Anarhichadidae.
CCCAGCUGCUGGCGGUAAUGAGGUAAUGCGCCUGGCAACCGCUAUGGAACCACUAACGUUACACCAGGGAAGAGGAGAAGACCGACCAUAAACAUGACCUGACAUUGACAGACGUGAGCCGUCACCGGCGCGGUGUCAGUUGCUUAACGUUUACUGUUAGCGGCGUAAUUAAUGACGUUAGCGAAUGAUAACACAACGAUGCACAACAUGGCAAACAAUCCAAAGGAGCUAACGUUGUGUCUGAAGAAGAUAUGUUUCCAAGCUGUCAGGAAACAUUUCGCUGCUGUGGGCACUGAGGCUGUUCUCGGUCUUCCAACGCCUCUCAUUAAGGAUCUUCUUCCUUAUCUGACAGUGUGUCAGCUGGAUGAGCUCCAGCCUGCCCUCAACCAGAGAGGGGUGUCCACUCACUCUGGGUGGAUUGGAGUCCUACAGGACAUGUGUGGACCUAACCAUGUCACAGACUUUGACACAGAAGAAGAGGCCAAACACGAAGUAAUGAGGAUGCUUUUUACUCUCGUAUUCUACGGCUUCACGAACCCUUUCGUCAAAAGGAACAUCACAAACUUGAACACCCCGUCCUUCCUGUGGGCGGCAGCUAAAUGCAUCAAACAUUUUCUGCUCACUACGCCAGUUGAGAGUUUAACCGCCGAGCGACGGCCUCUCCUGAACCUCCUAGAGAAGCGUAUCUGGAGCGUUGGUGUAUCGCAGAGCAUUGAUAUAUCAAAGAGGAGGACGCAAUCUGCGUUGUACGUCCUCCAUCGCUUGCUGGACCACGGGGUGGCCAAAAAAGUCGUGGUACAUGUGCAAUGUCCCAUAGUGCUGGCCUGGAUCCUACAUGGCAGGGGAUCUCAGUAUGUAAAUCCCGACUUCAAGGACCUACUGAACAGCAAAAAGGCGAGCUGUAUUUCACAAGCCGCUUCAGCCAGCGCAGACGGGCCUAGUUGCGGUUCAGGUCUUGGGACCAGCGCUUCAGAGGAUCAAGUCACUCCCUGCAAACGCUCCAAAUUGGACUCUGCGGAGCAAUCUAGGAAAGCGAACUUUACAUUGGACCCGCAGGCUCUCUGUAAAACCUUCAGUCCGUGUGACGGUCCCUCGGCGGGGGCUUGUCCAUGGGGACGGAUUGAUUGUCUGGACAUCAGGCAGUGUGGGUCUGACUCCCUCAGAGUGCUGAACUCUGCCCUGCCCACAUUCUUCUGCCUUCGCUCUCUAACUCUUCACAGCUUUUUGACCUUCAGGGACUCUGAUGUGUUGUCGCUGGCCAGAGCCCUGAAGCAGCUGUCGGAGAGCUCCCGCAGCUCUCUUGCCGAUCUGAGCGUCAGCGUCCUGCCGUGCACCCGGCUUGUGAAGGUCCUGCUGGACGCGAGCCCCAACCUGAUGUCCCUGCACGCGGAGAUCCAGACUUUGAUGUGGGGGCCGCGCCUCUUACCGCAUCGUCCCAGGACUGCAGAGUCAGACAUGUCAGCUGAGCUGCUGCCCCUGGAGAAGCUGGACAUCAAAGUGGCGGAGCUCCAGACAGAUCUGAGCUUCGUCACAUCCGUGCUGAGACGCUGUCCACAUUUCACCUCUCUUCACCUAGCCGGGAUGAGAUUACCAACCGGCUCCUCUCUGAGCCAACUCUUCACCACUCUCUCAGAGUCAAAUCCCCUCUUGAGGAGUCUCAACUUGGAGGACCUUAAGCUGUCCGAUUGUCUCCCCGAGAUCCUAAAUCUACUGAGAGACUGCAAGUUGGAAGAGCUGCGGUUUAAUGACUGCCGCCUCGUUGAGUGCUGGAGCAACAAGGAGGAGAGUUUGCAGCGGCUGGUGGCCACUCUGAAGGCGGUGCCCUCCCUCCACACACUCAGCUUGGCUCAGAACCGGCUGACCAAGAACGUGUGUGUGCUGGCGGAGCUGUUUUCAGGACCCUCACCGAGCUCAGUGAAACGACUCGACAUCAGGUGAGAGCUGCCUCGGGCUUCAGCUUAGUUUAAGGUCGACGUGGUGAAGCCGGCGCCAGAACAUGACGUAACCAUUGCCUGUGUGCCGCGGCGCUCGCUCGUGCACCUCCACAUUUUUUGUAACUUGGUGCUUGCUUAGAGCUUUACAGACGUGACUGUUCCAAAUAGUUCACUGAUAAAAGUACUAUAAAUUAGUUUUUAGAUGCUUUACAAAUCUCCGUUUGACUAAAUAUUUUGCAGCUCAAUUCAAUUCAAUUUAUUUUUGUAUCGCCCAAAAUUACAAAUUACAAAUUAGCCUCAGGG